ACGUAAUAAACUACACGUCGUGUUGUAAAAACGACACGACUCUUUCUUCCAGCUUAAAACGCGCCAGUAGCUCCUCCUACUCUUCUUCUUCUUCUUCUUCAAUCGCAAAUGGAGGAGUACCAGACUUUCGAGACGGAUCUGAUUCACGCCAUUUUCAAGCUCGUCUGGUCCAGAAGAGCUCUCGAGCGUCAGUUACUUGAAGGCACCGAUGCUUUGGACGGCGAGGUGGGAGCUGGAACGUCGAAGAAAAAUCGGCCGACGUCAGAGGCUGUGCAGCGUGCUGCUACGAUUGCUGAGGCGGAGGGCACUGAUAAGAUUGAGGCAACUCAUUUGGAGCGGAUUCUCCCGCAGUUGCUUUUGGAUUUUUGAGGUAUCAAAACGUGCUGAGUUAAAAAAAGAAUCUGGACAAGUAUAUCUUUGGAGGCAACUACAGUAAGAAUGUUUCAUAGGAACCACCCUUUGUAAUGGUUGUUGCCUCUACUACGGACUCACUUUUGUUAUAUGUAAUCUAAAAUACUCCCAUCCUUUUGUACUAGAAACCUUUGGAAGUACAUAUGCAAGGAUUUGUGCUGAGACUUGUAUAGUUUCCUCAUGAUUGAGCAUAUUAGGUAGUUAAUGUUCUUGCAUUUGGUGGUUUAUAUAUGCGAGUUAGGGCAAGAAUCCUCUUUUCUUCUUAACCUUUCCUUCUGAUACAUUUUCAAGGUUGAUUCAAUCAUAUGAUAUCUUGCUCUU
Rosa chinensis is the source of this 732-nucleotide messenger RNA. Its product is annotated as protein MHF2 homolog. Gene Ontology annotation, cellular component: FANCM-MHF complex; Fanconi anaemia nuclear complex. Gene Ontology annotation, biological process: kinetochore assembly; replication fork processing; DNA repair. Lineage: Eukaryota; Viridiplantae; Streptophyta; Magnoliopsida; Rosales; Rosaceae. The coding region runs from base 109 to 369 and encodes 86 amino acids. The record is from RefSeq and is a predicted model, not a curated record. The transcript is spliced from 6 exons.